GUAACGAAUAUGGCUGCCUGUCAGUCGUCACAAUAGUUUUUCAGACAGCUUUUGAUAAUUUAUUUCUGAUCGACUUCAUUUUAUGUGUAAGAUAUCAUCAAAAAACAUAAUUUUUUGAAGCAUUAUAGGUAAACGCCAAGGAUGACUAACUGGGGAGGAGGUCAGGCCCCAGGGUUGGGACAGGUUCAACAGGCCCCAGGGUCCGGACAAGUCCAGUUCUUUGAUCCAACAGCCUUCCAGAACACCCCUGCCUCCAGCCAGCAAUCGUUCCAACAACAGGGUGGUGUAGGUCAGCAAGCUUUUGCUGGACAGAACCACCAGGUGAAUGCUGAUAACCAGGAAAGCAGUGAAGGAUGGAGCUCCUGGGGUGCGUGGGACCCAGGUGCAAACCCAUAUGCUCAGGAAUUCUCUGGCCAGCCAGACCCUGCGGGCAAAGACCAGUCUCAGUCUGGGGCCUCAGAGUAUCCUACAGCAACUGCUGGGGACCAGCAGCAGUGGUAUGGCCAGAAUCAGUGGAGCCAACCACAGGACAAUAGUGCUAGUGGGAACCAGUGGGAACAGAAUGGCUACAUUUGGGACCAAAACAGUAGUCAGUGGGUCAUAAAACAAGGUGAUUACGGUGCUGGGGGAGAGCAGAAUCAGUAUGCUGGUUAUAAUAACUAUUGGGGUGGACAGAAUGGAAAUGACAGUGAAGGUCAUAAUAACCUUGUUCAGCAUGGUAAUGUGCAGAAUGUAGCUGGUAGAUCUGUCAAUUUUUAUGACCCUAAUGUGCAGUAUAAUCAGCAAACCAACCCACCAAUGAAUAACUUUGCAGUUCCAUUUUCUGAUGUUUCCCAGAGUGAUGCUAAUUCUAGUGAUCAGAGACCUCAUAAUGAACUGGACAAUUCACUCUCUACAGAAGAGGAAAGUCAAAGUACAGCUCCAUCUCUGGGUAACAUUGAGGGUGGAGUGACAGAUGUCUCAUAUAACAAUGAAGACUAUGAUGAGGAUAGUGAUGAUUCUGAUGAAUCAGAGGAAGAACUAUCAGAGUCCCAUGUAGGGUCAAGCAGUAAUCAUAGUGCCGGUGCUACUUUUGAAAAUGAAAAUGAGCAAAACAAGAAAGAAAGUCACGGUUUUAAUUAUAAUCAGGAACAUAUACAAUCUGGUGAAAAUAGCAAUUUUCUUGGUGUAGGUUUACCUGAAAGUGUUAACAAUCAAAUGCAGUUAUUAAGAAUACAAGAUAAUGUUGUGUCUCAACCUAGUGGUCAAAUUCCCGUGGAUAUUAAUUCCAGUAUUCCCAUGUAUUCUGGUCAAAUGCCUUUUGAUCCACAUGCUCAGUAUCAGCAAGAUGUUCCAAUGUAUCAAAAUACCCAAGUAAUGUCAAACCUUCCACCAUCUGUACCUUCAACUGGGGAGAGUUUGCUGAAUGUUCCUCCUUCUGCAGAGAGUGGUGGUUCCUGGCCUCCAACACAGGAGAGUUACUCAAAAGAAAGCAUUGAAGAGCAACCUGAGAGUCAACCACAAGCAACAACUACGCCAACCUUCAGUGACUGGGAACUAGUGCCAAACAGUGAAGUUGAGCAACCACUAGCUGCACAACUGGAAACGCCUCCUGUAGCACAAUUGGAAACACCUCAUGUAGCACAAUUGGAAAUGCCUCCUUCAAGUGUUCACAGUAGAAAUGCCUCCAUUGAUAACAAUGUGAAGUUCUUUAUCAGUUCAAACAAUAGCUCGGCUAGAGGGUCGCCUUCUAGCACUGGAAAAGCCACUGAGGAUGACCUUCUACAGGAGCAUGAAAAUAAAGUGACCAAUCCUCGCAUUCAGAAACCUGUAAACAAAGAAAUACAUGACAAUAUUGCCAAAUCCGAAGUUGCUCAAAUAAGUGCGCCUCCUCCUCCAAUGGCAGGCAGUGGGCCAAAGGGAGGUAACCCAUUCAGGAAAGGUAAACUUGAAGUUGGUCAGGAAGAUGUCAGUCUUCUGUCUUCAACCCAGCUUGAUGUCACCAAGCCAAACUAUGAGAAUAGCCCUGUGGUGUUAAAUCAGUCAAUAUCACCUAUAAUGGGACACAUAGACCAAAACAAGAUGAGAGACCAAUCUGAGAGUCCUGAUUUAAAUGAUGAUAAACCUCAAGGAAAUAUAACAGAUACACCUGUCUCAUCACAGUCAAAGAAAACCAUUGGAAAUGUCAAACAAAGCCCUAUUAUGCCAAGAAAGGAAAGUGCCUUCCAGCCUCUAAAACAAGAAGGUAAAAACAAACCAGUCAAGGCUUCCCAUGAAAUUCCCGGAAUAGCUGAACAGGAACAGAAGUCAAGGCCAAACACUGGAAAACCUUCAAGUGGGGAGAGAAGAGGGAGAUAUUCACCUGAUAUGGACAAUGGUAGAGGUCGAAGAACACCAGAAUGGGAAAGUCAAGAUAGGCAGGCAGAAAGGAAAGGAGGUUCAGAAUAUGAUAAAAAAUAUGGAAGAAGAACACCUGACUGGGAUUCUUCACAACGCAAAGGAGGUCGGAGAAGCCCUGAUAGAGAAAAGGACCGGUAUGGGCGGAGUUCUGAUGGGGACAAGCUGACCUCCAGACCCCCGGCUGGGCCCUACGGUGGGGACAAGGAAAGGGAUCGGCCUUCCAGGUCCCGGCAAUCAGCAUUCCAUCAUAUACAUGUGAGCAGAGGCAAGAAUAAUGUGUCACCAGCUGCCUCCCUGCUUGACGUUGCUGAUGCCCCAGCUAUGCCAAAUAUACUGUUAAUGCCUGUAGCAUCAGCUGCUGGGACUGGAAAUAAUACAAAUGUCAGUGAGGCAAAUGCUCCAUUAGAGCUCAACCCUAUUGUUUCUCUGAUCAGUUCCAUGAGUGAGCAUAUCAAGUCAGAUGACGUUGAAGAUGGUAAAGAUAACAGUCAUUCGAGGAAGAAAGAUGAUGAUGAUAGAGACAAAAGUAGAAAGGAUAAAGAAAGAUAUAGAGAUAAAGACUCUAGUGAGCGGGAACGUUACAGGGAUGAUCGUGAUUAUAGAGACUCUAGGGACCGUGAUAGAUAUCGUGAUAGAGACCGGGACAGGGACGGUAUCCGUGGAAACCAUUCAUAUGACAGUUUGCGUGAUAGAAACUUGAAGGAUUCAAGAGCCACAUCACGAGAACAGUUGAGUAUGUAUGACUCGAGGACUUCUCUGGAUCAGGAUGAUUCACGAGACCGAGGAAAGCGCGUGGAUAGCAAGGAACGCAGAUACAGAGACGACCAUGAUAAAUACAGGGACCGAGAUCGACCAUCCAGUCGUGGAUCGAUACUGGACAGUAGUAGUAGACGAGACUAUCGUGAUCGGGACAGGGACCGGGAUCGAGAGUACUACAGGAGAGAUCGAUAUGAUCGCGACAGGCCCAAGUCCAGACAAGGUGAGCGAGACCGACCAGUGUCACGCAUCGCCGACUCAGAGAGACCUCGUUCUAGGAACGAUUAUGACAAAGACUACAGGGACAGGACCAGAGUUUCAGGGUAUGACUAUGAUGAAUACUAUCGGCGUGCUCCCCGGGAGUACUAUGACCAACGUUACUAUGACUACUACUAUGGCACCUAUGACCAGAGUUACUAUGGCGACCAGAGCUACUAUCAGGAUGUUCCAAGGUACCCUGACCCCUACCAGCGUCGACCCCGCACGGGGACACCAGGGUCUCUUUCGGAUGGGGGACAGGAAAUCACUAGUCUAGCAGAAAAGAACAAAACACCCGAUGUGAAAUCUGAUAAAAAGAAGAGAUUUGACUACCCACCGGAAAUUUACGACUACUCGCGGAGCGGGUACGAGGACUACUAUGGUUACGAGCAGAAUGGCUACAGAUGGGACCCCCAUGUCUCUGCUUGGGUGGAGACCACAACUGAGGUGAUACCCCAAAGACAGACCCCUGAGAAAUUCAUGAUACCUCACAUGAGGGCCUGUUUUGGUCCAAAUGGUCAACUUGUCAAGGUGCUACCCAACCGGCCAGCCGAUGGUCAGCCCGCCACAGUGGAGAUACACAGUGUACAGACAUUGCUUGACGGGAAUGAGGAAGCCGAGGAGUUAGAGGAGUAUCCUGGUCCCCUUGUCAGGGGUGACACCCACAAAAACGAUGUGCUGAACUUCUGCCAACAGAAGGCCAAAAUGUGUGUGGAAAACAUGGACCUCCAGGACCGCGAUUCUGCGGAGCUCAUCUGGAGGUUCCUUGAACUGCUUAUAAAACAAAACGGGACUGUAGUGGGCACAGACAUAGCUGACCUUAUACUUCAAGGCCACGAGCCAACGACCCUUGAGUACCGACGCUCAGGUAUGAAGAUCACGCCGAGUGUGGAUGCCCUGGAUGCUGACGAUGGGGAAAGUGAGGACUCCUCGCGUUUGUCAAGGGGCACUACUCCGGUAGACCGAGCCCUCGUUAAUAAAGGGAGAUCAGUGGAGGAGUGCACAGACAGGUUCAGGCACCUGCUCAUGUAUGGCAGGAAGAAGGAUGCGUUAGACUGGGCCAUGAAAAAUAACCUUUGGGGCCACGCCUUGUUCCUGGCUAGCAAAAUGAACCACACCGCACACGCCAACGUCAUGAUGAGGUUUGCCAAUGUGGCCAUGAGGAUGAAUGACCCCCUACAGACCGUGUACCAGUUGAUGUCCGGGAGGCAGCCUGCGGCCGUCACUUGUGUGACAGAGGAGCGUUGGGGAGACUGGCGGCCCCACCUUGCCAUGAUUCUCUCAAACAACACGGCUAAACCCGACCUGGACAGGAAAUGCAUCAUGACACUUGGAGAUACGCUAGCAUCCAAGGGUUUUCUGCAUGCAAGCCACUUCUGUUACCUGAUGUCCCAGAUCUCCUUUGGCUCAUUCAACAAGAAGUCAUCUAAGAUUGUGCUCAUUGGCUCCAGUCACGGCUUGCCCCUCGAGUACUUUGCCACUAAUGAGGCCAUACAGUGUACCGAGAUAUAUGAGUACGCUCGCUCUCUCGCUAACACCUGGCUCAACCUGAAUAACUUCCAGACCUUCAAGUUCCUGUAUGCUACCAGGCUGGCAGAUUAUGGAUAUGCUCAAGAUGCUCUGCAAUACUGUGAGGUGAUCUCUCGACAAGUGAACACCAGCCCUGUCUACUAUACCCAUGUUCUAGUCAAACUCCUAUAUGAUCUAUCUAGCCAGCUAAAGUUUAGUGACCCGCAAUUGGAGGAUUCAGAAGAUGAGCAGGAUCCUGAUUGGUUGAGGAGCCUCCAUACAACACUUGUGCAAUUUGAGGAGGGUGCAAUACAGUCCCAUUCUGGCACAGUCACCCCGGCGUACCUGGGGGGCCGGACUACAGCCAGCAGUGACAGUGGGGAGGUCGGAAUGUACAUGCAGCAGCCAGACCAACAAGGGCAGGGCAUGUUAUACUUGAACUCGACCAGUGGAGUGUACAGCCAGGAUUCCCAGUAUCAACACCAGCCUGGGUAUGAGGGCGGUCAGGAGUCACAGUAUCAACACCAGCCCGGGUAUGAGGGCCACACCCAGGCCUACCAGGCCCCAGACGGUAGCCACCAGAACCACUUUGACCAGGGGCAGGUAACUCAGGGCACAGGUCAGGAAGGUCAGACUAUGGACACAACUGGGUACUACCAGCAGCCAGGGGCAGAUAACCAGUACCAAUAUCAGCAGGAUCCAUCGUUCCAGCACCAAGAGGCAGAUGGUGCCAACUAUGGUCAGACUCAAUGGCAGGACCACCAGGCUUUGACCAAUCACAGUACAGGAACCGAACCUACAAAUGAGGAGCAGGCACCGGCAGAAGUAGCCAAUCAGCAGCAGGCAGAGCCCACACAUCCAGAAUAUGCCAACACUGGAGAAUACCAUAAUUAUGUGCCGAAUCACUGGUCACAUGGUCAUCAAAGGGGACAACCAAACUUCCCUGCGGAUGUGAACCUCGGGGAAAGUCAGACAUCAGCAGUUUCAGGCCAGUCCACACAGUCAGGAAUGUCGAACAAGCGGAACAGUAUAGCGUCUGAAUCCAGUGUCACUCCAGAUGAGGGUGAAGAUCAUACAGACAGUAAUGCAGGCUAUGUCCAACAGCCGAGUAUAUUUGACCUGCAGCCUGCUGGGGGCCGUAUUGUUGCCCCCAAACUCCGGCCCCGUACCAUCUCAGAAAGUAGUACUGGGAGUGGGCCAAGAGACAGACAUCCGUCUGGACCUGGGUCUAAGUCACAGAAGACAGCUGACAAUGGGAAAGACCCUGGACUGGGAGGCAAACAAAAGGCCAGUGGAGGUGGUCUGCUGUCCAAGAUUGGAGGGCUUUUCUCCCGGAAAAAUGAAAUGAAGUUACCUGAUGAUAAAGAACCAUCAAUUGUAUGGGACCCAAACAAGAAGCGCUGGGUGGACAAGAACGCUGAUGAAGUAGAGGAGGCCCCUGCCCUCCCACCCCCUAAAGACCAUGAGCUUUCCACACCAGGGCCCCAGCCUCAAAGUCAGCCCACCAAUCCAGGCCCAGCAGCUCCAGGCCCCGCCCCAACCCCCUCUAACAUACCGUCUGGGGGUAACAAGUUCUCCAGGAAAAACUCGAAGGGUUUUGGAGCACGGAAGCAGUAUGUAGAUGUGCUGAACCCGAACCCAGGAAACUCUACAAAUGUUCCCAGCAGCCUCUUCCACACAUUACCAAACUCCAAAUCAGCUCCAGCCAUAUUCAACCCCAUGUCCCUGAAUGAUGGUUCAUCCGAGUCCCAAGACUCGAUUCCUGAAGAGGAAAGCAGCUCAGGGGCAGAUUACACCAACCAACAGGCAAAACCAGCUGGACACCAGCAGUUAGCUCCCGUGCAAGAAAAUGUUCCCUCAGAGCCGGGCACUAAUAGUGGGGGCGGCUCUUCCAUGCCGGCGAUGUUCAACCCAACCCAGUUUCAGCCAGCCAAUCAGGCGUUCAAGCAACCGGCACCGCCUGCCCCUGGCCACAGGCUCUCUAGUAGACGAGUCUACCCAAAACGCUAACAUUGGAGUGGGGAGGGGCACAGUGAUAAGGGGGUGAUGAAUGUCUUUGAAGGAAGGGAUGGUGUAGUUUGAUUGCAAGGCGGCAAGGAUUCAUCUCUUAUUCAUGGUUGCGGCAAUGACAUUUCUGAAAACACAUGUUUUAUACCAGAAAAAGUGUUGUAAAAUGCAAAUGUUCAGAGGGACAGAUUGUGUUAGACAGACUUUGUAAAUGGACAGACGAGCUAGUGAUGGUAUAAUGCAUGUUAAACCAGAUUCUGUGUCUGUAGAAAAGAUGGCAUUAUUAGAUACAAAAUUAUGCAUAUAGAAACAAGGGCUUAAGGUGUGGAAUAUUUGGUUUGGUGAAUAGAAAUAGUAAACUAGUACAGCUGCUCACCCAGUGUUCAUUUCUCAUGUCUUAUGUUAAAACAAGUUCAUAUUCACAGUUAGAUGGUGCAAACUCUAACCUUUUAAGAGGAUUUUACACCAUUUGGAAAUAACUCCCAUUCUGUUGAAAGAAGACAUUUCAGUAAUGGUUAUUUUUAGUGAGGAAUAAGACAACAUAACAUUAGCAAUGUUUUUAUUGCUAUCAAAUAUUAUCCAGUAUCGAUGUGGUGAAAUCUUUGGUAUUGACUUUAGAUAAAAUUUGCAAUUAAUGAUACAAAUAUAUAAUACAAUUACAGAUACUUAUUGGGGCUGCUUUGUAGUUACAUAUACAUAACUUCUAGGAGCACAGUGUUAUUAUUUUGGGUUUAACCUUGUUCUAGUCCACAUUAGUUUUAGUAUUUCGUUUGUUGUGGCGGGACAAAAUGAUAUGUCAUACCAUUGUCAUAGAUUUGAAAUCACGAAAGUAAUGUGUUUGUAUGAUAAAAGCAAUGUUUGGAUGUAAAUGUCAUUUCCCUUGUUUUUAAUCAUGUAUUUGAAUGAUUAAGAAAAAUGUUUGUAUAGAUGGAGAAACUAGAAUUGUUGACAAUUCUCCACCGUAAACACGGUUGUAAUGUUUCAUAAGAAAUUGUUGUAGUAGCUGAUAGGCAUAACAGUGCAAUUUGUUCAGAUUUGAUAUUUUAAUUAUUCACUAUGUACAUGCAUACCAUUAUAUUUUGCUUGGAUAAUUCUAUUUUAUAGCCUUCAUUUCUUUAAAGUUUUAAUAUACAUGUGCAUUGUACAUGGAUAUUGCAAUUUUAAAAACAUGUGACUAUUUUAUAAUGAAGUAAUGUAUUGAUGAUGAAAAAAAAAUUGUUGAUACCAGUACAGUGAAUGUUGCUUGUGUGUAUUGACAUGUAUUUCUGCACUUGUUACAUUCCCAUUUCUUUGUUUCAUUCUAACACCUGUUAACUGUCUUUUUUUGGUGUUGCCUCCGAAAUAUGAUCUACACAUAGGGAUGACUUUGUCUGGGGUCAUCUGUGUCAUGGAUGACUUUGUCAGGGGUCAUCUGUGUCAUGGAUGACUUUGUCUGGGGUCAUCUGUGUCAUGGAUGACUUUGUCAGGGGUCAACUGUGUCAUGGAUAACUUUGUCAGGGGUCAUCUGUGUCAUGGAUAACUUUGUCUGGGGUCGUCUGUGUCAUGGAUGACUUUGUCUGGGGUCAUUUGUGUCAUGGAUGACUUUGUCUGGGGUCAUCUGUGUCAUGGAUGACUUUGGGGUCAUCUGUGUCAUGGAUGACUUUGUCUGGGGUCAUCUGUGUCAUGGAUGACUUUGUCUGGGGUCAUCUGUGUCACAGAUGACUUUGUAAGGGGUCAUUUGUGUCAUGGAUGACUUUCUCUGGGGUUGUCGUGUGUCACAUUACGUUCCAAUCAAUUACUUUUAAAUGACUUGAGCCAUUAUCAGUAGAUGAGCCUUAUUGAUUUUAGGUAAAUAGAGCAAAGUUUACAACCAUGGUGACCUCUACAUGAAAAAAAUGAGCACUCUGACAGAUGAUACAUCCGAUUUGUGGAAUUCUAGUUUUAUUUAAAUUGGAAAGUAAUCAUAGCAUUAGCCAUGGGAACACUGACAAUUUGAAUGUUUUAACGUUUUGGAUGAAUUUGGAAUUGUUAUGGAAUUUUUAAACAAAAAUUACUUAACUGUAUGAUAGGGUUCAGACUAUUUUCCAGAAUACAACAUAAAGUGCUGAAAGUAAUGAAUAAAUGAUGCCAUAACUAUUAAACACACUGUGUAGUAUCAAAUAUGUUGUUAUUAUUUUACAGAUAGGAUAUUUAUUGCAGAAUAUUUAUUGCAUUACAUGCUGUUAUUUAUUUGAAUUUGAGAAACUUUAUUUAUCUUCUUCUUAUUUGUAAGAAAAAGUGUACUUUAUUUGUUGAUGUAUCACAUUUAAGUGAAUACAAUGUCUGCCUGGGUGUUGAGAUAAAUAUAUUCAUAAACAGAAUUUGGAUUGAGUUCAAUGUCGAUCAUGAUAUGUGGCAAUUAACUUUAAAAAGAAAAUUGUGACCGAUUAUUAUAUAGAAUAAAGGAAUAGGUUUUCAGUUUUGAUGCUCAUCAUUAUACUUGACCAUCAUUUGAUAAAAGUUUAAAAGGAAAUUCUUAUUUAAAUUUAAAAAAAAGUAUGUUGAAACUGCUAUUGUUGGCGUUGGCUGCAUUGCCAUCAUGCAAAAACUUUACUAUAACUCAAAAACUGUUCAACUUUGUGCACAAGUUGCAAGAAACAGGUAUAGCAAGGUCCUUAACUGUGACUUUGAGAAAUGUAGAGUUCUGCCCAUUGUUUGACUGAAAAACAACAGUUAUAGACGAGCAUAAAUGUAUUCUCCCUUGUGCUCUUGUUUGUUAUUACAUCCACGGGAUGGGUCAUUUUAGCAGUUAACAUGUUGUGAAUGGGGUCAUUUUGCUGUUGUCAUUCUUGCAUUUGAUUUAGAAAAGAUAAAGUAAACACAACAGAUUUGUAAAUUUUUGUUUUUCCAAAUUUUACUUUUUUUCCUUGUAAAAAUAUUAAAAUCCCAGCCUUUCUUCUGUUUUACAGUUGUACAAACAUCCUUUUUUUAUUUAUAAAUAUUGUUCUAAAUGAGAUAUUGUAAUUCUUUGUAAAAACAUUUGACAAAAUGAUGUUGACUGUAGACUGUUUGAUGCUGCAAAGAUGUGGUGUAUGAGUGUGCGUUACCUUGUUAAAGAUUAAAGCGGUGUAAAUAAACGAUCUCUAUAAAUAA
This is a messenger RNA of Mya arenaria, 10020 nucleotides long. RefSeq lists its product as uncharacterized. The record is from RefSeq and is a predicted model, not a curated record. Gene Ontology annotation, cellular component: endoplasmic reticulum exit site; ER to Golgi transport vesicle membrane. The coding region runs from base 142 to 6912 and encodes 2256 amino acids. The transcript is spliced from 31 exons. NCBI's taxonomy places the organism in Eukaryota, Metazoa, Mollusca, Bivalvia, Myida, Myidae. Gene Ontology annotation, biological process: Golgi organization; autophagy; COPII vesicle coat assembly.